GUGCUGGGUGCUGGGGCCCUGGUCUGGGCCUGCCUGUGGCUCUGCUGGGGGGGAUGCCCAGUCCAGGCCUACCUGGCUGCAGGGAAGUUCUGCCAGGCGCCAUUUUGCAGCUUCUGCAGGAGUUGCCCUUCAUCCGGAGCAGGCUGGAGCUCUACGAGGGGCUGAAGAAAGAGAGCGACGCGCUUCUCCGCUCUAGAGCGUCCGGCCAGAGUCGGACAAUCAGAAUCGCGCUUUCCGAUGGGAAGGUGGUGGAAGGACAGGCCUGGAAUACGACGCCACACCAGAUCGCUGUGGGUCUCAGCCAAGGAGUCGCUGACAGCGCCGUCAUCGCCAGAGUGAAUGGGGAAUUGUGGGACCUCGACCGGCCGAUGGAAGGAGAUUCCACCUUGGAGCUACUGACGUUUGAGAACGAAGACGCCCAGGCGGUUUAUUGGCAUUCAAGUGCCCAUAUUCUUGGUGAAGCCAUGGAAAAUUAUUACGGGGGAUAUUUAUGUUAUGGACCUCCCAUUGAGAACGGCUUCUAUUACGACAUGUACAUGGAAAACAGAGGGGUAUCAAGUAUGGAAUUUCUUACUCUGGAGAACAUUUGCAAAAGCAUCAUAAAGGAGAAGCAGCCCUUUGAAAGGCUAGAAGUCAGGAAAGAAGAUUUGUUGGAGAUGUUUAAAUAUAACAAGUUUAAAUGUCGGAUCCUGAAUGAGAAAAUCCACACGCCGACAACAACUGUUUACAGGUGUGGUCCCUUGAUUGACUUAUGCAAAGGCCCUCAUGUGAGACACACUGGGAAAAUAAAGGCCUUAAAGAUCAUUAAGAACUCAUCCACCUAUUGGGAGGGAAAAGCCAACAUGGAAACCUUGCAACGAAUUUAUGGAAUCUCUUUCCCGGAGGCCAAAAUGAUGAAAGAGUGGGAGAAGUUCCAGGAGGAAGCCAAAAACCGGGAUCACAGGAAAAUCGGCAAGGAACAAGAGCUCUUCUUCUUCCACGAUCUGAGCCCUGGAAAUUGUUUCUUUCUUCCCCGUGGAGCUUUUGUUUACAAUACACUCAUGGAUUUCAUCAAAGAAGAGUAUCAGCGGCGGAAUUUCACAGAAGUCAUUUCACCCAAUAUCUACAACAGCAAAGUUUGGGAAACCUCAGGCCACUGGCAGCAUUACAGCGAAAACAUGUUCUCUUUUGAGGUGGAAAAAGAAAUCUUUGCCCUGAAGCCCAUGAACUGCCCUGGACACUGCCUGAUGUUUGCUCAUCGUCCUCGGUCUUGGAGGGAGAUGCCGCUAAGACUUGCUGAUUUUGGCGUGCUUCACCGUAAUGAACUUUCGGGGACCCUGAGUGGUCUGACGCGGGUUCGACGCUUCCAACAAGAUGACGCUCACCUCUUCUGCACGAUGGAGCAGAUUGAAGAGGAGAUGAAAGGAUGCCUCUGUUUCUUGCAGUCCGUCUACGCUGUUUUUGGUUUUACCUUCCAGCUGCAUCUUUCCACAAGACCCAACCACUUCCUAGGAGAGAAGGAGAUCUGGGAUCAGGCAGAGAAGCAACUCCAGAACAGCUUGGAUGACUUUGGUGAGCCCUGGAAGCUCAAUCCGGGGGAUGGAGCAUUUUACGGCCCCAAGAUUGAUAUUACAAUCAAAGAUGCUAUUGGCCGAUACCACCAGUGUGCUACGAUCCAGCUUGACUUCCAGCUACCCAUUCGAUUUAAUCUUACUUACGUUGGAAAAGAUGGCAACGACAAGAAAAGGCCCAUAAUCAUCCACAGAGCAAUUUUGGGCUCAGUGGAGCGAAUGAUUGCUAUUCUGGCAGAAAACUACGGCGGAAAAUGGCCUUUCUGGCUCUCCCCUCGACAAGUCAUGGUGGUCCCCGUUGGCCCCACCUGUGAAGAAUACGCCCGGCAGGUCUGCAGUGACACCUCUGAAGCUGGAUUUAUGGCUGACGUUGAUCUGGAUCAGAGCUGCACGUUAAAUAAGAAGAUAAGAAAUGCACAGCUGGCCCAGUAUAAUUUCAUUUUCGUGGUUGGAGAGAAGGAAAAAGCAGGCAAUGCUGUCAACGUGCGAACCAGGGACAACAAAGUUCACGGAGAAGUUUUGGUGUCUUUUGCCAUUGAGAAACUAAGGAAGUUGAAAGCGUCACGUACUUUACACGCGGAAGAAGAAUUCUAGUCGUCCCCACAAAAAAUGAAGAAUACUGGCCGUGUCCUGAAUGAAUGUGGUUACUUGGAGCUAAGUCUCACUGAAUUUGGUGACCUUUACUUUCAGGAAGUGCGCUUGGAAUUGCAACCUUGGAUUAUUGCCCUUGCCUGACGCUGCAGUAUUUCCUGACGCUGAAGUGUAUCGGGGACGCCAGUUCUCUUGAAGUGUGAAAAAUUGAAACUGCUUUUAGAUUCUCUUGACUGUUUGCAUGCCUGUUUCUCAAAAGGAAAACAGAGUCCCACAGAAAAUGGCUUGUGUCUCAUGUAGCACAAGAGUUUCCUUUUGUGAAUAUUUAUAAGUGUGGUUGCUGCUACUGAUUGGUGGGGGGACAGAAUACCCCCUCCCUCCAUGAACACUUAGAAAUAUUUAGACUCUGAGCUGCCUUCUUUAUAGGCAACUUAGCUAAAUCAUGUUAGUUUCCCUCAUCAUAUGUUCUAAGUAGAAACAAGAUCUUAGAAUGAAAGCCAGUUUGGUGUAGUGGUUAAGCAUUGGGCUAGAAACCGGGAGACCCUGAGUUCUAGUUCCGCCUUAGCAUGAAGCCAGCUGGG
Molecule: messenger RNA, 2722 nt
Organism: Python bivittatus (Burmese python)
Lineage: Eukaryota; Metazoa; Chordata; Lepidosauria; Squamata; Pythonidae
Source: RefSeq, a predicted model, not a curated record